Messenger RNA from Haliaeetus leucocephalus (bald eagle), 4010 nucleotides. RefSeq names its product myosin IB (gene MYO1B). The transcript is spliced from 30 exons. The record is from RefSeq and is a predicted model, not a curated record. Gene Ontology annotation, molecular function: microfilament motor activity; ATP binding; actin filament binding. NCBI's taxonomy places the organism in Eukaryota, Metazoa, Chordata, Aves, Accipitriformes, Accipitridae. Gene Ontology annotation, cellular component: brush border; actin cytoskeleton; myosin complex. The coding region runs from base 1 to 3411 and encodes 1136 amino acids. Gene Ontology annotation, biological process: actin filament organization; vesicle transport along actin filament.
AUGGCCAAAAUGGAGGUCAAGACGUCACUUUUAGACAACAUGAUAGGAGUGGGAGAUAUGGUUCUUUUAGAGCCACUUAAUGAAGAUUCGUUCAUCAAUAAUCUGAAAAAGCGCUUUGAUCACAAUGAAGUAUAUACAUACAUUGGCAGUGUGGUGAUAUCAAUAAACCCCUACAGAUCUCUACCCAUUUAUACUCCAGAGAAAGUGGAAGAGUACAGAAACCGAAACUUUUAUGAACUCAGUCCUCACAUCUUUGCUCUGUCAGAUGAAGCAUACAGAUCUUUAAGGGACCAGGACAAAGACCAGUGUAUCCUUAUUACAGGAGAGAGUGGAGCUGGAAAAACAGAGGCGAGCAAACUUGUCAUGUCAUAUGUAGCUGCAGUGUGCGGAAAAGGGGCAGAAGUUAAUCAAGUAAAAGAACAACUUUUGCAGUCAAAUCCAGUUCUUGAAGCUUUUGGAAAUGCCAAAACUGUGAGGAAUGACAACUCCUCUAGAUUUGGAAAAUACAUGGAUAUUGAGUUUGAUUUCAAGGGUGACCCACUUGGAGGAGUUAUAAGCAACUAUCUGCUAGAGAAGUCUCGUGUUGUUAAGCAGCCAAGAGGUGAAAGAAACUUUCACAUUUUCUAUCAGAUACUGUCUGGUGCAUCAGAAGACUUCCUCUGCAAACUCAAACUGGAGCAGGACUUCAGCAGAUACAACUAUCUGGGCCUUGAUUCUGCCAAAGUGAACGGAGUGGAUGAUGCUGCAAACUUCAGAACAGUUAGGAAUGCAAUGCAGAUUGUUGGUUUUAUGGAUCACGAAACACAGUCUGUUUUUGAAGUGGUGGCAGCCGUUCUGAAAUUGGGAAAUAUUGAAUUUAAGCCUGAAUCUCGCGUGAAUGGCCUAGAUGAAAGUAAAAUCAAAGAUAAAAAUGAACUCAAGGAAAUCUGCGAGUUGACGGGUAUAGACCAGUCUGUAUUGGAAAGAGCUUUCAGCUUCCGGACGGUUGAAGCCAAGCAAGAGAAAGUUUCAACAACACUAAAUGUGGCUCAGGCUUAUUACGCCCGUGAUGCUCUGGCUAAGAAUUUAUACAGUCGACUGUUCUCUUGGCUUGUUACCAGAAUCAAUGAGAGCAUUAAGGCACAAACAAAAGUGAGAAAGAAGGUAAUGGGGGUGCUGGACAUCUAUGGCUUUGAAAUUUUUGAGGACAACAGCUUUGAGCAAUUCAUUAUCAACUACUGUAAUGAGAAGUUGCAGCAGAUCUUCAUUGAACUCACCCUCAAAGAAGAGCAGGAGGAAUACAUCCGAGAGGGGAUUGAAUGGACUCAUAUUGAGUAUUUCAACAAUGCUAUAAUUUGUGACCUAAUAGAAAAUAACCAAACUGGAAUCCUGGCCAUGCUAGACGAAGAAUGCCUGAGACCAGGAACUGUUACCGAUGACACCUUUUUAGAAAAACUGAACCAAGUCUGUGCCACUCACCAGCACUUUGAGAGCAGGAUGAGCAAGUGCUCCCGGUUCCUCAACGACACCUCCUUGCCUCACAGCUGCUUCAGGAUUCAGCAUUACGCUGGCAAGGUUAUGUACCAGGUGGAAGGAUUUGUUGACAAAAAUAAUGAUCUUCUGUACCGUGACCUCUCCCAGGCCAUGUGGAAGGCCAAUCACUCUCUUAUCAAAGCGUUGUUCCCAGAAGGUAACCCCGCUAAGAUCAAUCUAAAGAGACCACCAACAGCAGGUUCACAGUUCAAGGCUUCAGUUGCUACCCUGAUGAAAAAUCUUCAGACAAAAAAUCCAAACUAUAUCAGAUGCAUCAAACCAAAUGACAAAAAGGCUGCACACAUUUUCAAUGAUGCCUUGGUGUGCCACCAGAUCCGCUACCUUGGUCUUCUCGAGAACGUCCGGGUCAGAAGGGCAGGUUACGCAUUCAGGCAGGCGUACGAGCCUUGCCUGGAAAGGUACAAAAUGUUGUGUAAGCAGACGUGGCCCCACUGGAGAGGGCCAGCCAGGGCUGGAGUAGAGGUACUGUUUAAUGAAUUGGAAAUCCCUGAAGAAGAAUUUUCAUUUGGUAGAUCAAAGAUAUUCAUCCGCAACCCAAGAACACUCUUCAAACUAGAAGAUCUGAGAAAGCAGCGGUUGGAGGACUUGGCUACUCUCAUUGAGAAGAUUUAUAGAGGCUGGAAGUGCCGCACACGCUUCUUGUUAAUGAAAAAAAGCCAGAUCGUGAUUGCUUCCUGGUACAGGAGAUAUGCACAACAAAAAAAGUAUCAGAAGAUAAAGAGUUCGGCUAUUAUAGUACAGUCUUACAUCAGAGGUUGGAAGUCUCGGAAACUUCUUCGGGAACUUAAGCAUCAGAAGCGUUGUAAUGAGGCUGCCACAAUAAUUGCCGCUUACUGGCAUGGUACCCAGGCGCGAAGGGAACUGAGACGACUGAAGGAGGAGGCUAGAAAUAAACAUGCUAUUGCUGUUAUUUGGGCUUACUGGCUUGGAUAUAAGGCUCGAAGGGAAUUGAAACGCUUGAAGGAGGAGGCUAGGCGUAAGCAUGCUGUUGCAGUCAUUUGGGCUUACUGGCUUGGACUGAAGGUCCGUAGAGAGUACAGGAAAUUCUUCAGAGCCAAUGCUGGAAGAAAAAUUUAUGAAUUUACCCUUCAGAGACUUAUUCAAAAAUACUUCCUGGAAAUGAAGAAUAAGAUGCCUUCUUUAUCACCAAUAGAUAAAAACUGGCCAGCAAGACCUUACCUAUUCUUGGAUUCAACUCACAAGGAAUUAAAGAGGAUUUUCCAUUUGUGGAGGUGUAAAAAGUACAGAGACCAGUUCACAGAUCAGCAGAAGCUUAUAUAUGAAGAAAAACUGGAAGCAAGUGAACUUUUCAAGGACAAGAAGGCUUUAUAUCCAGCCAGUGUUGGGCAGCCGUUCCAAGGGGCUUACUUGGAAAUCAGCAAGAACCCCAAGUAUAAAAAACUUAAAGAUGCUGUGGAUGAAAAAAUCAUUAUUGCAGAAGUUGUGAAUAAGAUCAAUAGAGCUAAUGGGAAGGCUACAUCCAGGAUUUUCUUAUUAACCAAAAAUAACGUUCUUCUUGCGGAUCAAAAAUCUGGGAAUAUCAAGUCAGAGGUUCCACUGGGAGAUGUUACCAAAGUGUCCAUGAGCUCCCAAAAUGAUGGCUUCUUUGCGGUGCACCUCAAGGAGGGUUCAGGAGCAGCUGGUAAAGGAGAUUUCCUGCUCAGCAGCGAUCACCUUAUUGAAAUGGCCACUAAACUUUACCGUACUACUCUCAGCCAAACCAAGCAGAAGCUCAACAUUGAGAUAUCUGAUGAGUUUCUGGUCCAGUUCAGACAAGACAAAGUGUGUGUGAAGUUCAUACAAGGCAGCCAGAAAAACGGCAACAUCCCCACUUGCAAGCGAAAAAACAAUCGGCUUCUUGAAGUGGCUGUCCCUUAACUGCAGCUGGUGACCCUCCCUUUCACGGACUUGUUUCUUUGUAAUAGUGCAAUUUUAGUUGUUUGGUUUUGCUGGUUUUAUGCCUUUCUAGAGCUGUUGAUGGCUAAUAGCUUUAGAAACCCUUGGCAAAACAUUUGAUCAAUUGACUUCUUAAUCUUUUUGUUCAUGCCAGAGUUUUAACCCUCAAAAUGCAGAUUUUUAUCCUGUGAGGCAUUUUUACCAGCUGGCACGUAUCUGUCAUACACAAAUCAUUCCCUUUGUUUAGUGGUCAUAUUUUAGUGCAGCAUACCGUAAACCCACAUAUUAAUGAUAAAUUACUCAUAUUUCUUAGUCUAGAGAUCCUCUUAACAGGAACUAUACAUGGCCUUGAUGCUUAAUGGCCACUUGUGCUCAGUGUCUUUUUAUAUCAACCUGUUCUGGUGUUCUGACGGGCUCCUCGCUUGCCACUGCUGGGGAGACCGGCAGAAUGGAGACUGGCACACUAACUCCUAUAGUUAACACUAGGACCUAUGUAACUCAAUGUUUUAGUCAAUACAGCACAGGAACAUCUAAUUCUGCAAAACAGAAGGAAUAUAUAAUUAUACGAGCAGCUAUAUGCA